GUUAGUGCCGGGGUGUCCGGGGUAGCGCGGUUUGGAUUUUCUCUCCCAGAUGAGGGGCGACAUGACCUAGUCGUGAUGGUGCAGACAGGAUCAGCUGCUCACCAUGAGCCGCGCCCUGGACCCGGACGAGCCCGAGGAGCAAUACCCAAUCGAGCAGACGAUCUGUGGGACCUUGCAGCGAGAAAACAACUGGAAAUGUUUCAUCCUGACUUCCCUUAUCUUUGGCUGUCUCGGAGCCGUCACGUGGUGUCGCCUUACUCAAGUUACCAAGGUCGUAAUCAACUUGUCAUUGACACCAAUCAAACGGGAUCGUCAGAUGUCUCCUUGCGACGAAGGAUACAUCUACAUCCCUAUAGCAUUCAUGUGCAUGCUGUACCUCGUGUAUCUAGUGGAGUGUUGGCACUGCACGGCCAGGAUAGAGGCCGGGUGUCGUGUUGGAGUCACCAGCGUGUUGGAGAGGAUACAACAGAUGAAGGAGGCGUUACCAAUCCUGUGGUGGAAGGCUGUGUGUUACCACUAUGUACGUCGCAAACGCCAGGUGACUCGGUAUCGCAACGGAGACGCCUACACCUCCACACAGGUGUACUACGAGAGAGUCAACUCUCACGCCGCAGGGACCUCCUUCGUGUUUGCCUACUGCGGGGUCAAAGACAUCUCAAGGAAACUCAUCCUCAAUGAAGCCCGCGGGCAAAUCACAAAGAUACGCUUUAGUAAAGGUUUCGCUUUCGCAAACGUGGAGGCGGCCGCAGAGUUUGAGGAACAGAGGAAUCGGUUCUUCGCAGAGCAUGAGCGAUACGACGACUACAUGGAGAUGAGAGAAGGUCUAGACCUCACGAACAUCUCUGCGUUCAAAGAACACGUCAUUGCUCUGACAGACCCAGACCGUAUGCCGUGGUAUGCCAGCCGCGCUGUGUUCUGGAUCUGCUCCUUCUGUCUUCUGUCAUGGCCACUGAGGCUCAUACUGGAAUACAACACUGCCUAUGUCCACUAUCAGGUGACCAAACUGUUCGGAGUCAACUACGAGACGUCCGCCAGCACCGCCAUCACCCCCACCGCCGGGCUGCCCCUCCCACAGCCGCGGUCUUCCACCCUCCACAGCAUCGCACGUAGCACAGCAGACAGCGGGGAGCUGGAAUGGUGUAUCCGCGAGAACACAGUGCUCGUCCCCAGCUACUCCGAGGCCUUAUUGCUAGAGGGGAGUCUUCCAACAGCCACAUCCUCCUUCAGCAUUCGCACCAGCAACAACAACAACAUCCACAGCAACCGGGGUAGUUUGGUGUUGCGAACUUCUCAGGAUAAUAUAUCGCAAACUUCUAGAGUUUUAUAUUACUCCAGUCCUCUAGCGGAAGGGUGUCCCAGCGAUCCGUUCAGGGGGAGAGAAGCGACAACCCCUACCGAAGAACCUCCUCCCACUUACGAGGAAGCUAUGCGUUUCCCCGUCCUCACUAGGCUGCGAAGAUCUCUUACAGACCGAGGGGAGAUUUGUCGACGCUCUUUGUUCUCACAGAGGAGAUCAUGUUACGGCGAACCUUCCCCAGUUCCUGUUCAUAAUGAAAUCCGCCUGCCUUCCAGGGGCCGCACACUCAUCACCAUGGAGACCAGCUUAUAGCACAAUGUUCCACAAUGUAGUCUCUUGGCCUUGCUAUUGCACGUCUCGCUAUAAUAUGGCUAAAUAGUUAGUAAUCAAGUAAGAGUAACGUUCUAGUUUUGCCACAAAUAUGUAAGGUACAGAUGAAAAAAAAUCAACGGUGGUGUUGUGGUCUAGCUCUAGUCACUGGUGAUUAGGUCAAAGCCCAACGACGCCCCCUCCCUCGUGCACUACACAACGCUCACGGUGGAGGAAGAUCCUGUGCCCUGGAGCAAUAGGAAUUUCUACACAUUGCUCACCGCUCGGGCUCUUCCUUUCUUCCUUGCUUGUCACAGGGCAAGUAUGAGCAUUGUGGUCGUUGUUGCCUGUUAUAUAACCGCGACAACAUACUAGAGCUGAAAGUGCACGGUCGUCCUAUAACAAGUUUCCUCUGUAUUUUACUUCUCUGUGGUUUUGCUCAAAAUUAUUUCGGUUGAAGUUGUCGAUGUUGGCAUACAUGUUGGUUGAAAGUUGAAAUGAAUGCACUGUUAAGUUGUGGAUAAAAUAUAGGAUGAUUUGUUUGCAAACAUGUUAAACUUAUCAUAUUGGAUUUUUUUUUAGUUUUUUGUGCGAUCGAGCUUCUUCUAGAGGGAAGAAGGCGAAGAUUAUUUUUCAAGAGAAUCAUAUGUUUAAAUUAAAUCCUUUUAAAAUUAGAACUUUCUUCUAUUGGUGAGUUAGACAGUAAUCAGUUUUUAUUGUUAGCCUUAAAAGAAAUAAAGAUCACUGUCUACCUGAUCUAUCUUAUAAGCCUACCCCAUAUAUUACAAUUUAAUUUUGUAAAAUUUAAAUUUUAUAUUUUUAAAAAUUACAUUUACCUAAUUAAAUUAGGCUAGUUAAUUGCAACAAUUUGACAAACUCCUAAAAGGUAAUAAUUAGCAUUGAAAUCAAAAGUGAUUUGAGUACUGUCAACUUUGAGGUACGUAAACAUCAAAUCAUUGUAUUUUUUCGUAGUUUGUUUUGCCAAAGCACGAAAUGGCUGCAACAUCUUACAGUUACAAGUAUUUUAAAUCGUACAAAUGUUGAAAAGACUCUGAUAUUGUAGAUUGGAAUGAUUGUUUUUGAAAGUUUUUAUUGCUCUUUAGAAAAUAGAAAGAACCGGAAGAGGUUUUUUUAAAGUCCUCGGAUGUUUUGAAAUGCAGCAUGACUUGAAGCUUUGUCUUGGAAUCAGUGUAAUCUCUAAUGUAAGGCUUGUUAAGUGAAAUAAGUGUCAAAGUCAACACUUCUGCAGAAUGCCCUAACCUAGAUGUUUUAACAAGAUAAACAAAAGAGUUAAAUUAAUGCAAACAAUCUUCGCAUGUAUGUUUAUAAACAAAUAAAUAAUACAGCUAAGAUAUCGUAUACAGGGUAUUUCAAAACUCGCAUGUCAAAACUAAAAAGAUAUAAGAAUAUCUCAUUCCAAACAGUAAAUGAUCAAAUGUGUUUACAAAUAAGAAAUUAUGUUGAAAAACAUCUAACCACAAUGCCAUGUUAAUAAAUGAGUGACAAGGAGCAAAAUCUAAAUAUAGUUUUGAAACGCCUUGUAUCAUGAAUUAUAUGUAACUUGUUCAACAUCCAUGGUUAUAAGCUUAAGAAAACUUGAGGCUGCCUUAAAAUGUGCGUGAAAUAGCUCUUGUUAUUUUGUGGUUUAUGUCUCAAGACACAUAAUUAUUGUACAAAGUGAGUAAUAUUAUGAGAAAUCCUUAAAUCCAUACUCUGUAUUCUCUUCCAUUGGUAAACUAUAGUAAAGUGUUACAACAGUAUUAGACGUAAAUUAUAAUAAUUAACAAUUGUAGACAUAUACAAUUACAAUAUGCUUCAUUCGUUAAUAUUUUAUUUAAUUUUUUUUAUUGAGGACUACUAAAAUAUUCACAUUUUAAAUAACCUGGAUAUAAUUCCAUUUGUUUGUUUCAGCAUAAAACCCUUAGACUCACGGUUGAAGUACUGUCUAGCCGAAAUAAAAGAGGAAAUCAAUUAUUAAGCACAAAUAGUUAAGUAUAGACUUUGAAUUGUAUAACAACGUAACCAGUAACGUAUAGUUACCUUUAAAUACUCUAACAAUUGAGUCGUAAUCUUAGAGGCUUUAAAGACUAACAUUUUCUUCCGUCCUUCUUCACCUCUAUGCAUAAUUUAAACUCCACAUUUGCUUAUGUUUAUCUUCGAUGUUUAAUCAUUCUCCAUUAUUCUACAGUAUAAUACAUUACAACGGUUUUUAUAUUCAACUUAUUUGUCUACUUUAACUUCUGAUUGAUGUUUAUAGUUUAAAAUCUCGCCGGAUGAUUCGCAAUGUGUCAAAUUAAAAGUGUCUGUUUGAGGAAUUAUGUUCCUUCGUUUAUGAUAAGGAAACAUAGAGUAGACAAAGAUCCGUAAUUAUUAGUAUUAUAUAUUGUUAUACGACGUUUCAGCAGAUGAAUA
Molecule: messenger RNA, 4018 nt
Organism: Macrosteles quadrilineatus (aster leafhopper)
Lineage: Eukaryota; Metazoa; Arthropoda; Insecta; Hemiptera; Cicadellidae
Product: transmembrane protein 151B-like
Exons: 7
Coding region: 104-1609 (501 amino acids)
Source: RefSeq, a predicted model, not a curated record